Lottia gigantea (owl limpet) is the source of this 540-nucleotide messenger RNA. RefSeq lists its product as hypothetical. Lineage: Eukaryota; Metazoa; Mollusca; Gastropoda; Lottiidae. The record is from RefSeq and is a predicted model, not a curated record. The transcript has 7 exons. The annotation marks the transcript as partial. Gene Ontology annotation, molecular function: protein binding.
GAGAGAGAUAAGAUUUUAUUGACAAGAGUUGUGAUAUUUGAGCUGGUGUCUACAUUGAAAUUUAAAAUAAGUAUACCAGAUGAUAACUUGCUGGUCUUGGUACAGUUUGUAUUAUUAGAUACUGGAGGUAGUCUAUGUUCUAGUAUAUUAUCAGAUGAUGUUGUAUUAGAUACUGGAGGUAGUCUAUGUUCUAGUAUAUUAUCAGAUGAUGUUGUAUUAGAUACUGGAGGUAGUCUAUGUUCUAGUAUAUUAUCAGAUGAUGUUGUAUUAGAUACUGGAGGUAGUCUAUGUUCUAGUAUAUUAUCAGAUGAUGUUGUAUUAGAUACUGGAGGUAGUCUAUGUUCUAGUUUAUUAUCAGAUGAUGUUGUAUUAGAUACUGGAGGUAGUCUAUGUUCUAGUAUAUUAUCAGAUGAUGUUGGUAUGACCUACACCUCACCACCUCAAUCAUUAUUAAGUUAUAAUGCGGCUGAAUGUAUGAGACAACAUAUUAAUGAUUGUAUAGAAUUUAUAUCUGAUCUUCAUACACUUACUAAAGUUAAG